AUGAAUUAUCUUAACAUUAUUGAGCAAUCCCAAAUCGACAAAUUAAAGGCUUAACUUGAGAAAAAAGAAUAAACUAUUUCGACUUUGUAAACAAUAAUUGAAUCUCAAAAAGAACAAAUUAAUUAGUAUUAACAUGAGAAAUAAUAAUUAGUUAAAAACAUUCAAUUACAAGUUCAAUAAAAGUUUUAGGAUGAUUUAAAUUUUGAGAAUAUUAUAAGAAAACUCAAAUAGGAUUUAGAAUAGAAAUCUAUAUAAUUCGAAUAAAUGACUAUGAGAUUAAAUUAAAAUGAUCCUGGUUUUCUAUUAAUGAAAUUGAAAAAUGAGGCUGAAGAACCUCAUAGAAUUGAAAUUCUAUAAAAAGAACAAAUAAUUGAUGAAUUAAAACGACAAAUACUGUAAUUGAAAAAUCAAUUGUAAUUACAAGUUGAAAGAAACAAUGCAAUUCAAAUCGCAAAUCAAAAUGAAUUGGCAUAAUUAAAAGAGAAGUAUGAAUCCAAUCUCGGAGUUGAUAAACUGUCAUUAAGAUAAGUAAAGGAACUUAAUUAAUUAAAUGAAAGAGAUCAAUAAUAAAUAUAAGAAUUAUUGAAAGACAAAGAAUAAUAGCAGAAUCAAAUAAUACAAAAAGACAAUACUAUAAAAGAAUUAAGAUUUCAGAAUGAAUAAUUACAUAAAAGCAAAUAAUAAAUUAUUGAAACCUUAACUCAAGAACUAGAAAUAGAGAGAAUCAACAGAAGAAAAUUGUAGUAAGAGAAUGAUGAUUUAGAAUCAGCCUUGAGUAAUAUUAGACUGACAAUGAAGGUGAAUUAUUCAACAAAUGUUAAAAGUGAUGGUACAACUAUCAAAGAUCAAGAAUUUAUUGAUCUCUAAAAUCGAUUGAACGAGUACAUUAGAUUAUUUGAAGAAGAAAAGGAUUAAAAGAAAAAAUUAUCUCAGAAAUUAAAUGAUAUAAUAAUCUAAACAAAAUAAGAAAAGUCUGAUAGUGAUAAAAUAUACGAAAAUAGAAUUAAGGAUCUUUAAGAAUAGAUUAAGGAAGAGAAGGGAAUGAAAUCUAAGUAAUCAAUGAAAAUUAAAGAUUUAUAUGCUGAUAUUGAAGAAAUGAAACAUGAACUAAAUAUUUUGAGAGACAAUUAGGCAAGAAUUGAAGAAAGAGCCAAAGAGGUUGAAGUUAGAGAGAGAAAGGUAAUUGAAAGAGACAUGAAAUUGAAUGAGUUAUAAAGAGAAUUUGAUCUAAAGAAACCACCUGAAGAGUUAAUGUAUGACAAUAAGAAGAUUAAAACAAAAUACAAGUAAGCAAAAAAGAAGUUGAUUGAAGCAAAUUAAAAAAUAGUAGUCUUAUUAACAAAGAUUAAGGAUUAUGAGUAAAAUAAUGAAAAUUCUACUACUACUAAUAAUAAGAAUAAUGUUUUUGAGGGAAAGAGCACUUAUAAUAAGCAAGGAUAUACAAAUACAGAUUAAUAAAGAAAAUAGAUGGAAAGAUAGGUUUUCAAGAAUUAAUCAUAUGAGGGAUAUUAUGAUUUACCUUAAGAUGCAGAUUAUUUGGGCAAUCCUUAUCAAACUGAAUUUUAAAUGGAUAGAAUCUCUUAAAGAUUAAGAGAAGACAUAGUCAAGUAAAAGAAUAGUUUAGAAACUCUUGAACAUAAAUAUAAUAUAUUAAAAUGA
Messenger RNA from Paramecium tetraurelia, 1659 nucleotides. RefSeq lists its product as uncharacterized. The record is from RefSeq and is a predicted model, not a curated record. The transcript has 2 exons. NCBI's taxonomy places the organism in Eukaryota, Ciliophora, Oligohymenophorea, Peniculida, Parameciidae.